This is a messenger RNA of Corylus avellana, 1499 nucleotides long. Lineage: Eukaryota; Viridiplantae; Streptophyta; Magnoliopsida; Fagales; Betulaceae. The record is from RefSeq and is a predicted model, not a curated record.
AUGGCUAUGGCAUGCUCCAUUGCCUCUGCCUAUGACCCGGCUCCUCUGCAAGACUUUUGUGUUGCAGCUAACUCUUCCACUGAUGCUGUUUGUGCAGUAUUUGUGAAUGGAAAGUUCUGCAAGGACCCAAAGCUUGUCACCGCCGAUGAUUUCUUCUUUCAAGGGCUAAACACUCCUAGAAGUACUGCAAAUCAACAAGGGUCGAAUGUCACUCUUUUGACUGUGGACAAAAUACAAGGCCUUAAUACAUUAGGGGUAUCCUUGGCUCGCAUUGACUUCGCACCAAAUGGCUUGAAUCCUCCCCAUAUUCAUCCUCAUGCCACUGAGAUUUUUGUAGUCGUAAAGGGUACCUUGUAUGUUGGCUUUGUUACAUCCAACCCAAAUAACCGCUUCUUCACAAAGGUUUUAAAUACGGGAGACGUGUUCGUGUUCCCAAUUGGUCUCAUUCACUUCCAGUUCAAUCUAGGAAGUACUGAAGCUCUUGCCUUUUCCGGUCUUGGUAGCCAGAAUCCAGGUCGUAUUACCAUAGCAGACACAAUAUUUGGAUCUAAUCCUCUCAUCAAUGCUGACGUUCUGACCAAAGCCUUCCAAUUGGACAAGAAUGUGGUUAACUAUCUUCAAAAACAGUUUUCUUCCAACAACAUUUAGAGAAACAUUUGUAAUAGUAACGAUGAAUGGUUCAUAUAAAAAGUUUGCCUUGUUUUGCUUGUUGUAACAUAGUGUUAGUAAUUAUAAUUAAAUGAAAUGAUUUCUUAUGUACAUGCACUUUCAUUUCUUUUUGGUAGCAUGUUUUGUUCUGUUUUUCUGCAUGUAUCAUGUUGUUGCAUGCAGACACUGAUGUUUUUGGUUGUGUGGAGCUUUAGUUGGUUCUGUAGAUGUUUGCAGUUUGGUUCAGCUUUAUUCUUGUUUAGGGUUCAUUUAGCAUAUUGGCUGACGUGUAAUUAUGUUAAGAAUUUUGCUCGUUUGAUAUAUACAAAUUAAGUUACUCAUUCAUCCAAUUGAAUCGAAUUAGAUUAUUAAUCCUUAUUAAUGUCGAGAUAUUUGAUCGCACCGGUGGGCCCAAGUAUCGCUUUCUAAUUUGGUUUAAUUUAAAGGAAGUUGGGUGUGUGUAACACCACAAAUUUUUAUAGAAUCUGACGUGGUUUUCUUAAUGCAUGGCACAAUUCCCAUAAAUAAAUAAUAAAAAAUAAAAGAAAUGUUAAGAGUCACUACAAGAAAUUUGCUCAUUAGCGGCGACCCAAAGUCGCCGCUAUUGAUCAAUAGCGGCGACCCUUGGCCGCUAUUCAGUUGCUGGUAUUAAUCCGCCACUGAUGAUCUAUAGCGGCGACAUUUGGGGUCGCCGCUAUUGAGGGGUCAAUAGCGGCGACUUUUAGUCGUCGCUAAUGACUUUUUCUUGUUGCCGCAAAAAAAAGUUAAAAUGGGCCGUUUGUCGCCGCUGAUGAUGGUCAAUAGCGGCGACAAGAAUGUCGCCGCUACUGAUGUUUUUAAAUAGAGGUGAC